UAAAACUGUUCAGAAUAUUUCGAACGAAAUAGACCACAUUCCUUACCUAUUGGACUAUACUAACAGAUCGAUUGCGUAUAAAGUAAAAAUAUAAUAUUCAUGGCAAUUUAUCAAUGGUAUUCCGAAGCAGAAAGAAAGAAGUUGAUCAACUGAAAUCACUGCAAUCUUCCUUAGUAUCCAACAGAUAUUAUUCUGGCAGGUAAUGGCUGCAGCUAAUCGUGCAUCAAAUGAAGGUGAUGGACAACACCAAGACGUUUUACAGCUGCAGUUAGAUACACUCCCUCUUGAAUUGUUAAUUGAAAUAUUCUCAUAUCUUGCAACAAGGCAAGACCUGAUCUCAUGUUGUAAAGUAUCAAAGACAUUUUAUGCUGCAGCAGUCAGUCCAUCAUUAUGGAAGUCAUUAUGUCAAAAAGUAUGGAGAAUUUUUAAAGAUAAAGAUGAAAACUGGAAGAAAUGUUACACUGAGAUGUACAUCAACUGGGGUCGGUAUGAAAAAUGUUAUAGCAACAUUAGAAGAGCCUGGGAUCUAAUCGAGAAAUACACAGAGGAAUAUUGCCCAACUUUAUUACAUGGGCUGAGUGAAGGUGCUUCAGAAGAUGAUUUGAAUCAGGCUGAGAUACAGAAUCUUGGGGCAGGUGUUUGUUUACCAGAUGACUAUCGUUGUUUUCUGCGAAUACACAAUGGUCAGAAACAUAUGAACCGUCCAGGUGUGUUAGGAUCAACAAGUAUUGCUAACCAUUCUAAAAAAGAAGCAAUACUCAAUGUAAAAGCCUCAACACUUAGUCUGGCACAUAUGCAAGGAGGGAUUCGUGGAUGUAUACCCAUCACAUUAUGUACAAUAAACACAUGUGGACAUUACAUGGCUAUUACAGAAGAAGCUGGUCAUAAACAUGGUCGGAUAUUCUGGCCUUCCCUAGAUAAUUCUACUGCCAAUCUCAGUGGUGGUGGUAGAUUGCACUGCUUUCUAAUGGCAGAUAAUUUUACACAAUGGUUCACAUCUUAUGCAGAAAGUUUGGUUAAAGAACAUUAUCCAGUGAUCAGGGGUGAAAUAUAUCCUUUCAAUUCAGCAUCAACCCACACUGGUGAUAAUGGCAUUACAGUGAAAGCAGCAACGUGUUUCUUGCCAGAAUUGAGUUCUGUUCAUCCACCACGUUUCUUCUUCACAUAUAGAAUAACAAUCUCAAUGGAUCUGUCAUACCCAAAGGAAGGCAGUUGUAAACUUCAGACACGUCAUUGGUACAUCACAGAUGGAAAUGGUGAAAAAGAAGAAGUACAUGGUGAAGCUGUGGUUGGUAAAUUUCCGACAAUGGUACCAGGUGCAAGACACGACUACGUCAGUUGUACCAGUUUUACGACACCAACAGGAACUAUGGAGGGCUAUUAUACAUUCAAAUUUCUUAAAAAAGAAGUAACGACAAAUGCAGUAAUUGCUCCAAUGCAUUUCAAAGCUCCGCCAUUUGAACUGGCGUCUGAAAGACAACGAAAGCAUAGCGAAAAACUCAGCCAGGCUGCCUCUGAUUCUGAGUCAGAUUAACUUUUGCUAGAAUACAAUAAAUAAUAUGUCAAAGUCAAAAUUUCUUUGAUAAUCUUCUUUGUUUUUGAGAACAUUUUGUCUGUUUUUAAGAACCGUAAGAAAC
Molecule: messenger RNA, 1637 nt
Organism: Dendronephthya gigantea
Lineage: Eukaryota; Metazoa; Cnidaria; Anthozoa; Malacalcyonacea; Nephtheidae
Product: F-box only protein 3-like
Exons: 3
Coding region: 203-1534 (443 amino acids)
Molecular function (GO): protein binding
Source: RefSeq, a predicted model, not a curated record